Molecule: messenger RNA, 1605 nt
Organism: Pterocles gutturalis (yellow-throated sandgrouse)
Lineage: Eukaryota; Metazoa; Chordata; Aves; Pterocliformes; Pteroclidae
Gene: SLC22A13
Product: solute carrier family 22 (organic anion/urate transporter), member 13
Exons: 10
Coding region: 1-1605 (534 amino acids)
Biological process (GO): transmembrane transport
Cellular component (GO): membrane
Molecular function (GO): transmembrane transporter activity
Source: RefSeq, a predicted model, not a curated record
AUGUCGGGCGUCGGGGAAAUUCUGAAAGCGGUUGGUGAUUUUGGGCCGUUUCAGAAACGGCUGGUGCUGCUCACCUUGUUUCCAUGCCUCAGUGUGGCUUUCCACCAGUUUUGCCAACUUUUUAUGGUUUCAAAUGUGCCACAUUACUGUGACACCAGCUGGAUCCUUGCCGUCUGCCCCAACCUGACCGAGGAAGAGCAGCUGAACCUCACCCUGCCCCGGGAUGCAGAUGGGGAGUAUGUCCGGUGCUCCAUGUACUCGCCGGUGGACUGGGACCUUGACUCCAUCGUGGUGUAUGGCCUGAACACCACGGAGAAGUGCCGCAGCGGCUGGGUGUACCCCUCGGCACCACCGCCGUCCCUGCUGACCGAGUUUGACCUGGUGUGUGACAGGAAGGACCUGAAUGACAUCUCCCAGUCCAUCUACAUGGUGGGGAUGUUGCUAGGAUCCAUCAUAUUUGGGCCACUGAGUGACAGGAUCGGCCGCCGGCCAGUCAUUCUGAUCUCCAUCUUCCUCCAGGGCUUGUUUGGUGUAGGGAUUGCCUUUGUGCCCCAUUUCUACGUGUACAUGGCCUUCAGAUGCGUCGUGGGGGCUUCGGUGUCAGGGAUCACCAUGACAAUACUGGCCUUGGCUACAGAAUGGGUUGGUGUCUCCUCCCGGCCCAAGGCAGUGCUUACUUCUCACUGCUGUUUCGCCAUCGGGCAGAUGCUUUUGGCUGGCUUGAGUUACGGUAUUCGGAACUGGAGGCUGCUGGAGAUUGCCGGAUCUGCUCCCAUAUUUGCCUUUUUCUUCUGCGUCCGGGUCCUGCCAGAAUCAGCUCGGUGGCUGGUGACAAAAGGCAGACUAGAAGAAGCUAAGAAGAUCCUUCAGAAGGCAGCAUCCAUCAACAAGAGCACCAUUCCACCAGGACUCCUCGAGCAGUUGAAGCCUGAGAAACAGACCAAGUCUGGAAGUACUUUGGAUCUCUUUGGGAAAAAGCACCUCCGGAAGGUGACUUUAAUCAUGUCAUGCGCCUGGUUUGUGAACAGCCUUGUCUACUACGGGUUGAGUCUGAACGUGACCAGUUUUGGUCUGGACAUCUACCUGACACAGCUUGCGUUUGGAGCAGUGGAAAUCCCAGCCCGUCUUGGUUGUAUCGUCAUGCUGCAGUGGUUCGGGAGGAAGAAAACCCAGUCUGUCCUCCUGCUGCUGAGUGGCCUGGUGUGUCUGAUCAUCACUGGCAUCCCUGAAGACCAGCCUGUGGUGACCACUGUCCUGGCCGUCAUCGGCAAGUUCACCGCCUCGGCCUCCUUCUCCACCUCCUACGUCUACUCUGCAGAGCUCUUCCCCACAGUCGUCAGGCAGACCGGCGUGGGGCUGUGCUCGAUGGCGUCGCGGGUGGCAGCGAUAAUGGCCCCCCUGAUCCGCCUCCUGGGCCAGUACCACCAGGCCAUCCCCAUGGCCAUCUACGGGAGUGCCCCUGUGGUGGGGGGGCUGCUCUGUGUCCUGCUGCCUGAGACCCGCGGCACCGAGCUGGUCUGGGAAAACACCAACAGCAGCUCUGAAAACGGACACGUGAAAGGAAAAGAUGGUGGCCAAGACGAGACAAAGACUACGUACUUCUAG